This is a messenger RNA of Phytophthora nicotianae INRA-310, 573 nucleotides long. RefSeq lists its product as hypothetical. The transcript has a single exon. Gene Ontology annotation, molecular function: catalytic activity. Bases 1 to 573 code for a protein of 190 amino acids. Lineage: Eukaryota; Oomycota; Peronosporomycetes; Peronosporales; Peronosporaceae. The record is from RefSeq and is a predicted model, not a curated record.
AUGACCACCUUUACGGGACAGGCUGGCGUGGGUUUACUACUCACGCCUACCUGCCCCGUCCGAAACGUUCAAGACGUCACGCGCCGGCAUGUCAGCUCCUCAGAGCUGCUGCCUCGGUACUUACUGGUACGCGGCAUUCUGGACUCAGUAACGACCUACAUCCAUGUGGUCUACGCCCCAGUCCAACCAAGCCAGCGGACGGAGUUUUUCGCUAACCUCCCCCGCACCUUCGAAGAUGACUCCCACCACAUUGUGCUGGGAGAUCUGAAUACUGUUCUCUCGAGUCAGGCUCGCCAAGGUGACCGGAAUCGUGUUCAAGGUCGUGAAGCCCUAUUGGAAUGGAUGACCGCCUUACACUUGGUUGACGCUUGGCGUCUCCAACAUCCAGACCUCCCGGAAUUCACCAGUCCGAACCGCAGCUCUCGGAUUGACUACGUGUUAGUCAGUUCCAGACUCUUCCACUCCGCGGUCCAAGACGUCCAUCAUGACUUCCGUGGCUUAGCUGGUCGAGGUGACCAUACAGGAACUUCAUUCCGCCUUGGUGUAUGUUUUGGCGAAGAUCUGCCGCUGUAA